Messenger RNA from Pongo pygmaeus (Bornean orangutan), 4521 nucleotides. It is a transcript of the gene TAB2, whose product is annotated as TGF-beta activated kinase 1 (MAP3K7) binding protein 2. The record is from RefSeq and is a predicted model, not a curated record. The transcript is spliced from 10 exons. Gene Ontology annotation, biological process: positive regulation of canonical NF-kappaB signal transduction; positive regulation of protein kinase activity. Lineage: Eukaryota; Metazoa; Chordata; Mammalia; Primates; Hominidae. Bases 540 to 2621 code for a protein of 693 amino acids. Gene Ontology annotation, molecular function: ubiquitin binding; K63-linked polyubiquitin modification-dependent protein binding.
GUGGAACCGGAGGCGGCGGCGGCGCUGGCGGCGGCCGUGGUGGCGGAGGCGGCGACGGUGGAGACGGCUGCCCUAGUGGGAGAGGCGGCGGCGGCGGCCGAGGAGGAGGAGGGGGAAGCGGCGGCGGCAAAGGGCUCCAGACCCAGUUCCUGGACCUGCCCUGGAAAAGAAGUAUCCUGUAGAGAUGAGCUCACUGCAGUUACUUAAUUAACAAUUUGUAAGCUGCAAAAAUGGCAAUGGGCCAACCAAGAACAGCUACAAUUUGAAUUUUUCUAUUUCCAGAAAAUGUAGUACCUACCACAAAACCACAGUACAUAAAUUGCCAAGUGUGGCCGACUUGCACAUUCCUUUUAGAAGAACUUAUAACUGUAGCUACUCUAUCAUCACCAUUUUAUAGAUGAGGAAACUGAGGCACAGAAAUUAAAUGAUUUACCCAAGAAGUUACUGCAAAAAAUGCUUGGACAGAAGAGAUGAGUACUAUUUCCACUAAGGCCUAGAAUUGCCUACUGUACAAAUAGUCCUGAUCAGGCAAUAUACGAAUGGCCCAAGGAAGCCACCAAAUUGAUUUUCAGGUUUUACAUGACCUGCGACAAAAAUUCCCUGAAGUACCUGAAGUUGUUGUAUCCAGGUGCAUGUUACAGAAUAAUAAUAACCUGGAUGCCUGCUGUGCUGUUCUCUCUCAGGAGAGUACAAGAUAUCUUUAUGGUGAAGGAGACUUGAAUUUCUCAGAUGAUUCUGGAAUUUCUGGUCUACGCAAUCACAUGACUUCUCUCAACUUGGACUUGCAAUCACAGAACAUUUACCACCAUGGAAGAGAAGGAAGUAGGGUGAAUGGAAGUAGGACUCUAACGCACAGCAUUAGUGAUGGACAACUUCAAGGUGGCCAGUCCAAUAGCGAACUAUUUCAGCAGGAGCCACAGACAGCACCAGCUCAAGUUCCUCAAGGCUUUAAUGUUUUUGGAAUGUCCAGUUCUUCUGGUGCUUCAAAUUCAGCACCGCAUCUUGGAUUUCACUUAGGCAGCAAAGGAACAUCUAGCCUUUCUCAACAAACUCCCAGAUUUAAUCCCAUUAUGGUAACUUUAGCCCCAAAUAUCCAGACUGGUCGUAAUACUCCUACAUCUUUGCACAUACAUGGUGUACCUCCACCUGUACUUAACAGUCCACAGGGAAAUUCUAUCUAUAUUAGGCCUUACAUUACAACUCCUGGUGGUACAACUCGACAGACACAACAGCAUUCUGGCUGGGUAUCUCAGUUUAAUCCCAUGAACCCUCAGCAAGUUUAUCAGCCUUCACAGCCUGGUCCCUGGACUACUUGUCCUGCAUCUAAUCCUCUGUCACAUACCUCAUCUCAACAGCCAAAUCAGCAAGGCCACCAGACCUCUCAUGUCUACAUGCCAAUCAGUUCACCUACUACUUCACAACCACCAACCAUUCAUUCAUCUGGUAGCUCACAGUCUUCUGCCCAUAGCCAAUAUAACAUUCAGAAUAUUUCAACAGGACCUCGAAAAAACCAGAUUGAAAUCAAACUUGAACCCCCACAAAGAAAUAAUUCUUCAAAACUGCGUUCUUCUGGACCUCGAACCUCCAGCACUUCCUCUUCAGUCAACAGCCAGACCUUAAACAGAAAUCAGCCCACUGUUUACAUAGCUGCCAGCCCCCCAAAUACGGAUGAGCUGAUGUCCCGUAGUCAACCUAAGGUCUAUAUUUCAGCUAAUGCCACCACAGGAGAUGAACAGGUCAUGCGGAAUCAGCCCACACUCUUCAUAUCCACAAACUCUGGAGCAUCUGCUGCCUCCAGGAACAUGUCUGGGCAAGUGAGCAUGGGUCCUGCCUUUAUUCAUCACCAUCCUCCCAAAAGUCGAGCAAUAGGCAAUAACUCUGCAACCUCUCCUCGAGUGGUAGUCACUCAGCCCAAUACGAAAUACACUUUCAAAAUUACAGUUUCUCCCAAUAAGCCCCCUGCAGUUUCACCAGGGGUGGUGUCCCCUACCUUUGAACUUACAAAUCUUCUUAAUCAUCCUGAUCAUUAUGUAGAAACCGAGAAUAUUCAGCACCUCACGGACCCUACGUUAGCACAUGUGGAUAGAAUAAGUGAAACACGGAAACUGAGUAUGGGAUCUGAUGAUGCUGCCUACACACAAGCUCUUUUGGUACACCAGAAGGCCAGAAUGGAACGACUUCAAAGAGAACUUGAGAUUCAAAAGAAAAAGCUGGAUAAAUUAAAAUCUGAGGUUAAUGAAAUGGAAAAUAAUCUGACUCGAAGGCGCCUGAAAAGAUCAAAUUCUAUAUCCCAGAUACCUUCCCUUGAAGAAAUGCAGCAGUUGAGAAGUUGUAAUAGACAACUCCAGAUUGACAUUGACUGCUUAACCAAAGAAAUUGAUCUUUUUCAAGCCCGAGGACCACAUUUUAAUCCCAGCGCUAUUCAUAACUUUUAUGACAAUAUUGGAUUUGUAGGUCCUGUGCCACCAAAACCCAAAGAUCAAAGGUCCAUCAUCAAAACACCAAAGACUCAAGACACAGAAGAUGAUGAGGGAGCUCAGUGGAAUUGUACUGCCUGUACUUUUUUGAACCAUCCAGCCUUAAUUCGCUGUGAACAGUGUGAGAUGCCAAGGCAUUUCUGAGCCAAAUGGCCCUGUAUCUUCUCUAAAACCACAUCUAAAGUUCAAGAAACUAGUCUGUCAUCGGGAAAAAGUUUCACUGCUACAUAGGAUUUUGUCAAAUUGAAGGUGUGACAAGAUGGUGUUGUGCUAAUGUUAAAUGUCAGCCCACAGAGCUAAUAAUACCUCAGUAUAAUGUCAUGAGCAGUUGAAAUUCAUCACAUGAAAAGUAAUCUGCUGAAAGACUUGGUUGCCCACUGCCUAACUGUGUACAGUGUUACCAGUGUCCCAUUAUGGAUAAUUCUCAAUAUGUUAACACCUAGGUGUUCCCAAUACCUUUUUCCUCUCAUGUCACUACUGAAUUUUGACAGGAGGAAGGAACAGAAUUAUAGCUUGUUUUAUUUGUAAAGCUUUCAGUGAAACACUACAUACACAAAGAAAAGGAACAAGGUUUAACUAUUUAAGAACUGUUUGCUGCCGCAUAGUGCCAUUGGAUAGGGGAAGAACUUCAGAAAUCUGUGGUACUCUUGGCCUUGUCUUUGUCUUCCCUGAACAUGUCUCCACUCUGUGAAGCCAGCAUCUAGGGGCUAAAGAUGCAAAGGAAAGCAGCAUGCAUUGUCUGUACAAAUGUGCAGUGAAAUACCCCAAAGCUUUUCCUACUGUACAGAUCUCUCGAGUCUGCUUUAAGUGAUUUCUUCUUGAUUAUUUUCUUAUAUUUCUAUAUGUAUAGUGUAAUAGCCUUUUGUUAACUAAUUUUCUUUUUCCUUUUAGUAAUUAAGCACGAUCAUGUCCCUUUUUAAGCCUUACCUGAGAGGAACAAUGCCUUAAAAUAAAAAAGCAUUAAUGAGAUAAAACUAUGCACAGAAUAACUUUCCUCUCCUUAUUCUGUACUUUGCCCUCAUGAGUUCCAAUGUUGUGUGAAGACAGGCAGAUGCUGCACAGUGAAUUGCAGAUGAUAUUACAGAAGUGAUGUCUGUAGGUCACAUUAAAUACUGACUUGAGCAGUGGGUGACACAACACAGUGUUUUGUCUUCCACAGGGAAGCUUAAAACAAAAGAUAUUUUUAACCCACUGACAGAACAACAAGGUUAAGCGUCAUCUGCUUGGUGUCCCACAGAACUUGCACAAGCAAUUGUUAUGGGGAAAGUACAGUCUCAAAACCAGCAACAGCAGCAGUACCUACAGCCCUUUUUUUGGACAGAAGUUUAAAUGCUUUACUGUUGGGGCAGUCCAUUUCUAAUCCUGACUUGGUGACAGUAUCAUGUGUAUUUAUAAAACAAGGCUAGCCAUAUUUAGGACAACUGAAGAAAAGCUGGAAAAAAAGAAAAACAAGCAAACUUGAACACUGAAGCAACCUCAAGCAUCUCUUUAUUUUGAUGAUAUAUUUUUGUAAGGAAAAUAAGUAUUCAGAUGUUCAGGAAUGUAUAUAACUAAAUGAAAUCAAGAAAAAGAAAUAACAGUGUGCAUUUAAAAAGACAGAAUUAUGAAAUUAUAUGAGUGCUUAGAAUGGGGCUAAGGGAAGUGCUGAAAUAGAGCAAAGGAUGGAAGAUAAUGUAGACUAUCACCCACUGUAAAUGUUUGCAAGUGGCUGUGUUUUAAAUGGGAUUAUUACAGUUGAUCUCUAUGAAUGUCAGAGCCUUAACUUUCAGGCUUUGCAUUUUGUAUAUGGGAAGAAAUAUGACAAUCCUAGGUAAUUAAACCAUAAACCCAAAGCCCUUACGUUUGAUGCAAUUUAUUUUUAAAAUAGGCCUUGUUUUUCGGCUUCAUCUGCAGUUCUAUGUGAAGAUUGGUAAAUCAGUUUUUACUUGUUUUAUUAAUAAAACGUAAUUUGGAUAUCUUGAGUUGAUGGUUUUGUGAUUUAGCUGGGUAAACUAUCUUUGUAACAGAUAAGUUAUUUAUAAAAAUUAAAAAACUUAUAUUCUAA